AUGGACGAGGAGUACAAGGCUCUUACGCUGACGCUCCAUGCGUUCUAUACUUUUGACCGUUGGCUGUACCAGCAAGUUUAUAAGCCGAAGCUGAUCAAGUAUAAAUCACUUUCCACCGAGGAGCAAGAGAUCCUCGAUUUUUACCCUCAGCUACUUUCUGACCUUGAACAAUGCUUGGGUAUCAACGACUCCUUCACCAAGCAAUUGGCUCUUGUAGCUGCUGAAGAUUGGGGUGUUCCAACCUCUCCUGACGAAUGGGCCAAAGGGACCCAACAGGAGUACGAUAAAGUCAGACUGACGCUUCUUCAGUUAUCGCGUGAAUGGAGCAGUGAUGGUGUGGCCGAGAGAGAAGCCACAUAUGGACGAAUUGUGGAAGCUGUAGAAAAAAGAUUGAAAAAUGGUCGUGUUCUUGUACCUGGCUGUGGGCUCGGUAGACUUGUCUACGAGUUUGUUCGUAAAGGUUACUGGACCCAGGGUAACGAGGUGAGUUACCACAUGCUUCUAGCACUGGGGUACGUGCUUAACAGGAUGCCCAUGGCACACUCACAUACGGUGUUCCCGUACAUUUUCAAGCUGUCACAUGUAUCAAGAAGGCUACUCCAAGUAAGACCAGUGACAGUGCCGGAUGAAAGCCCCAUGGGAAUAUUCGAAGGACGUGAAGAUGCUGGUGAAUUGAUGUCUAUGGCUGCGGGUUCAUUUGUAGACCUCUAUGGGCCUCGUGGUCUAGCUGUCAGCGACGCCUAUACUGAAGAUGCGGCAGCCAGCGAAUUCAGAGGAGAGAACGCUGGAGCUUUUGAUGUGGUGGCUACGUGUUUCUUCUUGGACACUGCCCAUAAUGUUCUUGACUAUAUCAAGACGAUCCACCACUGCCUUCGCGAGGGAGGAAUAUGGGUUAAUUUGGGACCAUUACUUUGGCACUACGAAGGUGACCUGAACACAAUUGAAGUCAAAAGGGACGGUGAAACCGUGAAUCUGAUCAUGGAAGGAUUAGAGUUGACAAGAGACGAGUUGGUGGCAGUGAUUGAGAAGUUGGGCUUUGAGUUUGAGGAAAGAGAACUGGGCAUCAAGACAACCUACAGCAGCGACCCCAAAGCUUUGGGGAAUUUUGUAUAUGAUACAGAGUUCUGGGUCGCCAAGAAGGUCAGUGGAAAGGACGACAAGAAGCCUCUGGAUCAAGCUCUCGGAUAA
Molecule: messenger RNA, 1188 nt
Organism: Candidozyma haemuli
Lineage: Eukaryota; Fungi; Ascomycota; Pichiomycetes; Serinales; Metschnikowiaceae
Product: S-adenosylmethionine-dependent methyltransferase
Exons: 1
Coding region: 1-1188 (395 amino acids)
Molecular function (GO): S-adenosylmethionine-dependent methyltransferase activity
Source: RefSeq, a predicted model, not a curated record